AUGGAUUCCCGAAAAACGCCUGGUCUGCUUCCUACGGCGACAGCGCUUCGGCGCCAGCUUGUCGAUGAUGAUACUGAUGAUGGUGAUUCCCAUGAUCAAUCAUCGUCUCAAGAACUUCCCGCUAGCACUUCGGCUGUUGAAGCAAAUCACAGCCUCGAGCUUACCAGGGAUGACACAUCCCCGGACCAUUUUAAUACGGAGAGCUACGAAGACUUUCCGUCUCUAUCUACUUCUGCGCAGAUUGCUGCACUGCCUAAACGCCAGCAAUUGAACAAAGGCAAGGGCAAGGCCAUGCUGAGUCCAGUGAACCUCGAGAUUGAUACGGGCGGUUUCAUUGUAGAGGCACCGAGAGUCCCACAGAGCCCUCCAGCCAUGGCAGAAGCAAGGUUGGCCCGUUUCAAUUUCGGAAAUGCAGCAUUUGAAGCCACACCCGUGCCUCUUGCAUCAUCAUCAUCAUCAUCAUCAUCUGCAUUGUCCACUCCAGCGAGCUUCAACCAGCCUUCCACAAGCGAAGCCGAAAUCUCUCGUUUACGUCGAGCACCUACAGCAUUCAAACCACAACAUGCGAGAUGUGACGAGACUUGUCCAUUUGCUAACCUGUUUGACAGUGCCAAAAAGCAACUCAAUGUCGACUCGCCCUCUUUCACUCCUGCCCAGCUGCUGGGAGGCACCAAGAAAUCCACCUUUUCUUCCCAGACUGCCAAUGCGACACCCUUCACUCCGAAAGGGGCCGCAAAUACUACUGCCCAGGCCAUGCAUCAGGAUGGCGACACAGGCUUUAUGAAUCCAGCGGCCGUGCGGGAAUUUACACCGCAGACGCAAAACUACGACCUCAACACGAGUUCCACGUCCAAUGGCAUAAACGCCGACUCCAAUACUGGCCUGUAUGAAGCAUUUUCUAUGGUCGGCAUGAACCAGGCGCUCUCUACCCAAUUCAAUCCAUAUGCCGAAGAUCACAACCCUUUGGCGGCUGCGGCCGGUGCGUCGUACUAUCCGAAUCCGGGUUUGUAUACUGCGCCUGUUCAACCAUUGCAAUACCAUCUCUACGCACCCGUCGGCCCUGCCAGAUCAGAUUUGGCGGCCUACCAGCGCCAAGCUCAUGAUUUCUUCAUCUCCAACGAAUUCAGAGAGGAUCUUCAAAAGAAGUCUGCAGCAACCCGGCAGGUAAUGCAGAGUUCUCAGCUACCUGAAGUCCAGCCAUACCAUUCUCUUGUCCCGCUGGAAGGGCCCAAGAGCGGCCAAUCCAGCCUCUUUGGUAAUGUUGUAUGCUGGGUAUACAAGGCUACUUCCAAAAAGAAUGGGCAUGUCUACUGUCUACGUAGGCUUCAAGGUGCCCGAGUGAGUGGCAAGGAGUCAACAAAUACUCCACUUAGCAAGUGGAAACGCAUCAGCAGUGGUGGCAUCGUGACGCCAGUCGAGGUGUUCACCUCGAGAGAUUUUGGCGACACGUCCCUCAUCUUCAUUCACAACUACCACCCUUGCUCCAAGACUUUGGCCGAACAGCAUUUCACGGGUGGUCGUUUCAAGCCCUCCAUUGCAGAAAGCUCGCUCUGGAGCUAUAUAUCCCAGAUUUGCAAUGCGCUCAAGACAAUUCACAAUGGCGAGCUGGCAGCACGCUGCAUUCACCCAACCAAGAUCAUCCUGACCGAGAAGAAUCGCAUCCGGCUGAGUGCCUGCAUGAUUCUGGACGUUCUGGAAUACGACAAUCCCCGUCCCUUGGCAGAGCUCCAGCAUGAGGAUCUGGUAGAUCUGGGCAAGCUCAUCUUAAGCCUCUGCCUUAACCAAAACCAAAUCCACAAUGUUCAAGCCUCCUGGCAAUCUUUCCAGCAGACCAAUUAUUCUGCGGAGCUCAAGGAGCUCGUCUUUUGGCUGAUCUCACCUCCAAGCGCCGAAGCACCAGAGCAGAAACACAUUGGCUUCUUACUACAAUCAAUCGCCCACCACCUCUUUGACUCUUUUGAUGCCUCUCUCCACGCUUACGACGAGAUCACAUCCGAGAUUCACAAGGAGCUUGAGAAUGGCAGAAUUGCCCGACUGCUGAUGAAGCUUGGCACGAUUAAUGAGAGGCCCGAGUUCGAUAACGAUCCAAACUGGGCUGAGAAUGGCGAGCGCUAUACCUUGAAGUUAUUCCGCGACUACGUCUUUCACCAGGUUGAUGCCAAUAAUAACCCUGUUCUGAACUUGGGUCACAUGCUUUCGUGCUUGAACAAACUGGAUGCUGGGAUCGACGAGAAGGUUUUCAUGACAAGCCGUGAUCAUCAAACGUCUUUUGUGGUCACCUACAAAGAGCUGAAGAAACAGGUAACCAACGCCUUCCAGGAACUCCAGAAAGCUGGCCAGCCGAAAACUGCAGCGCCCCGCGGCGUGUUCUAG
Pestalotiopsis fici W106-1 is the source of this 2373-nucleotide messenger RNA. RefSeq lists its product as uncharacterized. The record is from RefSeq and is a predicted model, not a curated record. Gene Ontology annotation, cellular component: PAN complex; P-body. NCBI's taxonomy places the organism in Eukaryota, Fungi, Ascomycota, Sordariomycetes, Amphisphaeriales, Sporocadaceae. Gene Ontology annotation, biological process: nuclear-transcribed mRNA poly(A) tail shortening; mRNA processing. Gene Ontology annotation, molecular function: poly(A) binding. Bases 1 to 2373 code for a protein of 790 amino acids. The transcript is spliced from 2 exons.